GCCGCUGGGUCCCUCCUCUGUCUGUUUUUCCUCAGUGACUGCGUCUCAGUGUCAGCAUGGCGACUUUAGAAACAAGGGAGUGUGAGACUGAUAACUGUAGCAGUGAGGCGAAACUGCAAUGUCCAACCUGCAUCAAACUGGGGAUCCAGGGUUCCUACUUCUGUUCACAGGAAUGUUUUAAAGGGAGCUGGGGUACCCACAAGCUGCUUCACAAAAAAGCAAAAGAUAAGACGAAUCAGGAUUCAAGCAAAGGUAUAGAGAAUGAUGUCAAUACAGACCCCUGGCCUGGCUAUCGGUUUACAGGCAAACUGCGGCCCUGCUAUCCACUGACUCCUAUGAGGCCUGUACCGAGCUAUAUACAGAGACCUGAUUACGCUGAUCAUCCAUUAGCUGCGGAAGUGGGUCUCAUGGCAGGAAUGUCAGAGUCAGAGCAAUCCCUAAAGGGCACCUCCCAAAUUAAAAUCCUUUCUUCAGAAGAUAUAGAAGGAAUGAGGGUGGUGUGCAAGCUUGCUAGGGAAGUACUGGAUGUAGCCUCUUUGAUGAUAAAGCCAGGGAUUACUACUGAAGAGAUUGAUCAUGCUGUGCAUCUGGCUUGUACUGCUAGAAACUGCUAUCCUUCUCCACUAAAUUAUUACAACUUUCCCAAGUCCUGCUGUACGUCAGUAAACGAAGUGAUCUGCCAUGGAAUUCCAGACAGCAGAUCCCUGCAAGAUGGAGAUAUUUUAAAUGUGGAUAUAACUGUGUAUCGCAAUGGGUACCAUGGGGAUCUUAACGAGACCUUCUUUGUUGGAGAAGUGGAUGAGGCAGCCAAGAAAUUAGUGCAGACUACUUUUGAAUGCCUAAUGCAAUCCAUUGAUUCAGUAAAGCCAGGUGUUCGUUACAGGGAGCUGGGUAACAUAAUCCAGAAACAUGCACAAGCCAAUGGGUUUUCUGUAGUACGAAGCUACUGUGGACACGGUAUUCAUAAACUUUUCCACACUGCACCAAAUGUGCCACAUUAUGCUAAAAACAAGGCUGUCGGCGUGAUUAAGCCAGGGCACGUGUUCACCAUAGAGCCAAUGAUUUGUGAAGGUGGUUGGCAGGAUGAGACCUGGCCGGACGGCUGGACUGCAGUGACCCGUGAUGGGAAGCGGUCUGCCCAGUUUGAGCACACUCUACUGGUGACUGACACUGGCUGCGAGAUCCUUACUCGACGCUUGGAAGACAGCGGCCGCCCCCAUUACAUGUCACAGAUGUAGGGUUUGCUGCUGUCACACUUGGUCUUUUGGCACUCUGCAGUGCACUGUUUACAUUACAGUAACAGACUGCAGUGCCUGUGGGAUUUCAGUAAUUGUUUCUUUUGAAAUAUUAUUUUAUAUAAGUAUUUAAGGACACCUGGUUUGAAUUUCCUAUAUUGGAUAUUUUAUUGUCAAGAACCACCAACCUUUUAAUGUCCUCAUGUUCUAUACAGGGUUUGACUAAGACAAAUUUCUUUAAAAGAAAUACAUGGUAAUUCAGCUUUUUCUUGUUAGUAACUUAAUAAUUUGGUGGUGCUUCACUACAGAAUAUGCUAAAAUCACAUUCAAAUCAAUUGGGUAAAAUGUUGAAACUGUGAUCUGUUAAACUUGGUGCACAAUGCAGUUGCUGGACAGCUACAAACACUUAUUAGGAAUCAAUAGGAGGCGGGGGGGGGGGGGAAUACAAAUUGAAAAAAAUAUAUGUAUGUAUCUGCUGAGCUGCAGUACUAAAGUAUUUUCAAUGCCCACAGUGAGAUUCCAAAUGUGGGGGUAGAAAUGUACCUAAUUUGUCCGAUUUAUGGUUUUAGAUGCUUCCUAUUUGAUAAAAUGUGUGACUUGCACAAAGCAGAAAAGAAGUGUUUUGUGUGUUGUUAACAUUGAUUGUAUGACAAGAUAACCAGGUCACACACAUUUGAAUUCCCAACAAUCUUCCUGUGGUAUUUUUACAUUGCAGUUAAAGGACUCAGACAGUGGAGGUGAUUCUUUCUCAGCAGUGACGCUACAGUAUUACUUCUGAAGGCACGAUACAAACGAGAGAUCUCACCUCAAGAACUAUUUUUAAAGAUGCCCUACGGCACUGAUAUUUACCACACAUUUAGCACUGAAUUCUAGUUGCAUCGUCUUAUCAACAGUCCUUUCCCUUAUAGUACAACACUUACACCAGAUUAGUUUAGUGUUCAAACUGAAUAUAUUAUAAUCUACAGAAGUGAUUUGCAGAGAUUUUUAAAUAUAGGGCGGUUGUAAAUUAUUCAGAAAAGGGAUUUUUAUCAGUGCAAUUUCACAUGUACUUGUUUAAGGACAGAGCUGUGUGGCUUUGUAUAGCCAGUGACUCUCCAGUGGUAGAAGGCUCAUUUCAGCUUUUCAUAUAAAAAAAAAGAAGAAACCUCAGCUAUUAAGAUUGAGCCUGGUGAAAAUAUGUAUACCACCAGUCUGAUUACUUGAGAGACUUCAAAUACCUAACAAAUAAGAAACAUCCAAUUUCAGUAACGUGUAAAUAAAUGUAUUAUAACA
Polyodon spathula (Mississippi paddlefish) is the source of this 2507-nucleotide messenger RNA. RefSeq names its product methionine aminopeptidase 1-like. The record is from RefSeq and is a predicted model, not a curated record. NCBI's taxonomy places the organism in Eukaryota, Metazoa, Chordata, Actinopteri, Acipenseriformes, Polyodontidae. Gene Ontology annotation, molecular function: metalloaminopeptidase activity. Gene Ontology annotation, biological process: proteolysis. The coding region runs from base 57 to 1238 and encodes 393 amino acids. The transcript has 12 exons.